Sinocyclocheilus grahami is the source of this 8311-nucleotide messenger RNA. Its product is annotated as serine/threonine-protein kinase MRCK alpha-like. The coding region runs from base 971 to 6421 and encodes 1816 amino acids. Gene Ontology annotation, biological process: peptidyl-threonine phosphorylation; actomyosin structure organization. Gene Ontology annotation, cellular component: cytoplasm; cytoskeleton; actomyosin. The transcript is spliced from 42 exons. The record is from RefSeq and is a predicted model, not a curated record. Gene Ontology annotation, molecular function: ATP binding; protein serine/threonine kinase activity. Lineage: Eukaryota; Metazoa; Chordata; Actinopteri; Cypriniformes; Cyprinidae.
AAAACUUAAGUGUUUUGUCAUUUUUAAAACAGUUGACGGUUAGCGCACUGCGCUAAAAGACCAUUUGGCUUGCGCGAAACGAAUCUCAAUAGCAAAUUGCUAACAGAAAUCCCCUAAAAAGGUCGACCCCCUGAAGGUCAACGAAUAAUUGGGGGAUAAUUCGCACACUCUUCUCUAGCAUACACCACUCUGCUGUUUCCCUCCAGCAUAUCCCUCCAUUCUCUGCAGCAGCCAGCAGAUGCCGUGACGGUCGCCAUGAUGAUGUCGGGUUUUGCCUGCAGCAGCAGCAGCAGCAGCGAGCUGUGAGAGACACACACACGGCGACCGGGAGCGGAGCCGCGGAGUCGCGGAGUCCUCCAACUGACAUGAACGAGGGGGACGCGUAUUUCCAGCCCCUCGCCGCGAAGCUGCUCUCGACAAGUGCAUAACAGUUUAUAACAGCUCCCUCCGCCAGCGUUUCGUAUAUACGAAGAGAGGAAUUUAAAGGAAAACCAGCUUGCUAAGUCUUUCGCAGUCCUGCCAGAGGAGGGGCAUAUGGGGCUUUGUAGCAAUGCAGAUCUCGUGCUGCUGAUGCGCUUUUGUUACUGCAUAAUGGAUAACCACAGAUAUCACCAUAUCUCAGGGGAUUGCUUUAAACUUCUUUGGUGACUUGUUUUGUGAAAAGUGUCCUUCAAACGGGAAGCUGAAAUCGGGAAUACAUAGCCUAAGCCUAGGUUACAUACGUCAAAUCCACCGGCCAGGGCAGGGUCGAUGGCUGUAAGUUCUUUACAUCUAAGGACUGUGAAUUCAUGAUGUUGUGGAUUGAUAUGGACGCAUCGGUGCGAGAGGGACCAUGAUUAGGCUCGACAAUAUUUUCUGAGCCAUUAAGUUUUUCCGGAGCGUUCACGCAAGUGUGCCACUGGCCGGUCCCGUUUGCUACCGUGGGAGCAAAUACUGACCAUACUGUGAGACAUCAGCAGCAACUGAAAGCAUGUCUGGAGAGGUGCGUUUGAAGAAGCUGGAGAAGCUGAUUCUAGAUGGCCCGUCUCAGUCCACCGGCCAGUGCUUCAGCGUGGAGACCUUGUUAGAUAUUCUUGUUUGCCUGUAUGAUGAGUGCAAUAAUUCUCCCCUCAGAAGAGAGAAAAACAUCCUGGAGUUCCUAGACUGGGUCAAACCUUUCACAUCCAAGGUGAAACAGAUGCGCUUGCACAAGGAAGAUUUCGAGAUUCUGAAGGUGAUUGGACGGGGAGCGUUUGGAGAGGUUGCAGUAGUAAAGGUGAAAAAUACAGACAAAGUAUUUGCCAUGAAGAUUCUUAACAAAUGGGAAAUGCUCAAAAGGGCUGAGACGGCAUGUUUUCGGGAGGAACGGGACGUGCUGGUGAACGGGGACAGUCAGUGGAUCACAACGUUACACUAUGCUUUCCAGGACGAGAACAACUUGUACCUGGUGAUGGACUACUAUGUAGGGGGAGAUCUGUUGACUCUGCUCAGUAAAUUUGAAGAUCGUUUGCCUGAAGACAUGGCCAAGUUCUAUCUGGCCGAAAUGGUCUUGGCUAUUGACUCUGUGCAUCAGCUACAUUAUGUUCACAGGGAUAUUAAGCCAGACAAUAUCCUGAUGGACAUGAACGGUCACAUCCGACUGGCUGACUUUGGCUCAUGCCUCAAGCUCAUGGAAGAUGGGACAGUCCAGUCCUCUGUGGCAGUUGGGACCCCGGACUACAUCUCUCCAGAGAUCUUGCAGGCUAUGGAGGACGGGAAGGGGAAGUACGGGCCGGAGUGUGACUGGUGGUCUCUGGGUGUGUGCAUGUACGAGAUGCUGUAUGGAGAGACGCCCUUUUAUGCUGAAUCCCUGGUGGAGACCUAUGGAAAGAUCAUGAAUCAUAAGUCAUCUCAACCUAACAAUGAGGAGCGCUUUCAGUUCCCACUUCAGGUGACAGAUGUGUCUGAGGAGGCUAAAGAUCUCAUACGGCGGCUGAUCUGCAGCAGAGAACACCGGUUAGGCCAGAAUGGGAUCGAUGACUUCAAACAUCACCCCUUUUUCACAGGCAUCGACUGGGACAACAUCCGCACAUGUGAAGCCCCCUACAUCCCCGAAGUCAGCAGCCCCACAGACACUUCCAACUUUGACGUGGAUGAUGAUUGCUUCAAAAACUGUGAGACGUUGCCCCCACCUUCACACACACCAUUUUCUGGACACCACCUCCCAUUCAUAGGCUUCACCUACACAAGCAAAUGCACACUAUCAGAUCGAGGGUGUCUGCGGGAGUCCAUUGGACCACCACAGGUAGAUGCUGAUCUUCAGCGAAGCCUGGAGGAGAGCCUGGCCUCAGAGGCCUAUGAGAGGAGGAUCCGACGUCUAGAGCAGGAGAAGACCGAACUUGCACGUAAACUACAGGAGUCCACGCAAACAGUGCAGGCACUGCAGUACCCUGAUUCGGACGCCCCGGUGAAUGGCAAUAAAGAGGUAGAGAUCCGGAGUUUAAAGAGUGAGAUCGACAUCCUGAAGAAACAGAUAGCAGACUCUGGUCAAGUGGAACAGCAGUUGGAGGAGGCCAGCACGGUUCGAAGAGACCUGGAAGACUCUUCUAAGGUCAUCAGGAGCUUAGAGAAACAGCUGAAGAGUGUCACGCAAGAGAAAGAUGAUCUGCACAAGGAGCUGCUGGAGUUGGCAGAGAAAGUGAAGGCUCAGGGGAAGGAGCUAAAGGAGGCUCACAGUCAAAAGAUGGUGGCCAUACAGGAGUUCUCUGAGCUGAACGAGCAGCUGAGCGAUCUGCGCUCACAAAAGCAGCGGUUGAGCCGACAGUUCAGAGACAAAGAGGAGGAGAUGGAAGGAAUUUCGCAGAAACUAGAGGCUCUACGGCUAGAGAUUCGCAAAGCUGAGAGAAUGCGCAAAGAGUUGGAGGCCCAGGCCGAGGAGCAAGCAGCAGAAGCUCAGAAAGAGAGGAAGAUACGAGAGAGAACCGAACAGUACAGCAGACAGUUGGAGGAGGAACUGGAAGGGAUGAAGCAGUUGAAACAAACUGGGCCACCUCACGCAGCGGCAAGUUCAGACCAACAGCAGGAGCUGAUGCGCAUACGGGCAGAGCUGGAGAAGAAGAACGUGCAGUAUGAGGAGGAGUUGUGUCACAGAGAGACACUCCACAGCAGCGAGCUGAAGGGCCUGAAGAAGGAGCUACGCAAUGCUGAGGGUCAACACCUCACACUCCAGAAAGAGAUUCUCAUGCUCAAAGAUAAACUGGAGAAAACCCGCAGAGAAAGCCAAACUGAGCGAGAGGAGUUUGAGACGGAGUACAAGCAGAAGUACGAGAGGGAGAGAGCGCAUCUGACAGACGAAAACAAGAAGCUCGCAAGUGAAGUGGAGAAACUGAGCUCUAUAUAUGAGCAGCUCAGCAAUAGUCACAGGCAGCUGGAGGAGGAGAUGAGAGACUUGGCUGAUAAGAAGGAGAGCGUUGCCCAUUGGGAGGCCCAGAUCACUGAGAUCAUCCAGUGGGUGAGCGAUGAGAAAGAUGCUCGUGGUUACCUCCAAGCUCUAGCCACAAAAAUGACAGAGGAGCUUGAAGGGCUCAGGAACACCAGCUUGGGAGCCAGAGGAACGGACAUGCCGUGGAAGAUGAGGCGCUUUGCUAAGCUGGACAUGUCUGCACGUCUGGAGCUGCAGUCUGCGCUGGAUGCCGAGAUCAGAGCCAAACAGUCCAUCCAGGAUGAGCUUAACAAAGUCAAAGCAUCCAACAUUGCCACAGAAUGCAAAUUGCAAGAUUCCGAAAGUAGAAACCAGGAGCUGCUUUCAGAAAUUGAGAGGCUGAGGAAAGAGACAGAGGAGCUGAGACUGAGGAGAGGAGUGAAGCAUCAGGAUUCCCAGAAUUCUUUCUUGGCAUUUCUCAAUGCGCCCACUUCUGCUCUGGAUCAGUUUGAUGACUCAUUUUCUUCCUCUUCGUCUUCUUUAGUUGAAUUUUGCGAAGAUCGAUCACCCUCUUUUGGUCCUGGAAGCAAAACCAGACGUCUUGACUCUGCAGAUUUCACUCCCUCCAACACUCCGUCACGAGAUGAAGACUCAAGAUCUCGGCGUAUAUCACGCUCCCGCUCCCCAUCCACCGCCAGUGACAUGGAGCCUAUUGAGUUGAUUGACCACAUGUCACGUAGUCUUCAGGCUCCAACAGGAAGAUCAGGCUAUGGGAGCUUGGGACACUCAUCACUUAAGCCAAAGGUGCACCAGUUUAGUGUGAAGACCUUCACCGUUCCCACCAAAUGUGCCCAGUGUACCUCUCUAAUGGUGGGACUCAUCCGUCAGGGCUGCACCUGUGAAGCCUGCAACUUCUCCUGUCACGUCACCUGUGCUGAUAAAGCACCCUCUGUGUGCCCCGUCGCACCAGACCAAACCAAGGGCAAACUGGGAAUUGACACUCAGAGGGGCAUUGGGACUGCAUAUGAGGGCCAUCUUAGGAUACCAAAGCCCACAGGAGUGAAAAGGGGUUGGCAGAGGGUCUGGGCAGUGGUAUGUGACUUCAAACUUUUCCUGUAUGAGCUUGGAGAAGGGAAAGGUGCCCAGCCUGGUGUUACAGUUAACCAGGUCAUUGACAUGAGGGAUGAAGAGUUUUCCGCCAGCUCUGUUCUGGAGUCUGAUGUCAUCCAUGCUAACAAGAAGGAUAUCCCCUGUAUUUUUAGGGUAACAGCAUCUCAGCUGUCCGCCUCCUCCAGUCAGAAGACAUGCAUCCUGAUCCUUGCCGACAAUGAGCAAGAGAGGACGAAGUGGGUGUGUGCUCUGAAUGAACUGCACCGCAUCCUGAGGAAAAACAAGCUGAAGGAGCGCUUCGUGUAUGUGCCUAAAGAAGCGUAUGACAGCACCCUUCCUCUCAUCAAAACCACCCAGACUGCUGCUAUUAUAGACCAUGAACGGGUUGCUUUGGGGAAUGAGGAAGGCCUGUUUGUAAUCCACGUCACCAAAGACGAAAUUGUGCGCGUGGGUGACAUUAAGAAAGUGCAUCACGUAGAACUGAUGCCCACAGAGCACCUAAUGGCCGUCAUCUCGGGCAGGAACCGACAAGUGUGUCUGCUCCCCAUGGCGGGGCUCGAUGGAAGGGAGAUUGACAAGAAUAAGGUGGCAGAUACUAAAAACUGCCAGGCACUGGUGUCUGGUGUGGUGCGCAAUAGCACCUGCUUCUGCCUCGCCAGUAAACGUCAGAUCUCCUGCUAUGAAAUUAACAAGAGCAAGUCUCGCUACUGCCAUCUGAUGGACAUACAAGCUCCAGGAAUUGUCCAGUGGAUGGUGCUCUUCGGCCAGCAAUUAUGUGUAGGCUACCAAGCGGGCUUCAUGCGCUACAGUUUGCAUGGAGAUGCCCCUCCGGUCAGCUUACUUCACCCAGAUGACCCCACGUUGGCGUUUAUUAGGGCAGACAACUUGGAUGCCCUUUGUGCAGUGGAAAUCUCCCAUAAAGAACGGCUGCUCUGCUUCAGCAAAAUUGCAGUGUAUGUGGACACACAUGGCAGACGCUCGCGCCAGCAGGAGCUGAUGUGGCCCGCGACGCCCACCGCCUGCUGCUACAACGCCCCCUACCUGUCAGUCUACAGUGAAAAUGCAGUGGAUGUGUUUGAUGUGAACACUAUGGAAUGGAUUCAGACCAUUCCUCUCAAAAAGGUCCGGCCGUUGAACAUGGAUGGAUCUUUGAAUCUCCUUGGCCUAGAGACGGUCAGACUCAUCUACUUCAGAAACAAGACUGCAGAGGGGGACGAACUGGUGGUGCCUGAGGUGUGUGAUAACAGCAGGAAGCAGAUGGUACGCAGCAUAAGCAGCAAGAGACGAUUCUCAUUCCGUAUUCCUGAGGAGGAGAGACUGCAGCAGAGGAGAGACAUGUUGAAAGAUCCAGAGAAAAGGAACAAGUUGAUCUCAAACCCUAUGAAUUUUAACCAUGUGGCUCAUAUGGGUCCUGGAGAUGGAAUGCAGAUCCUCAGAGAUCUACCAAUGAAUUUGUGUGCUCAGGACAAUCGAGCCGGGUUCAGCGGUUCCGUCAGCAUCCCCUCAAUCACCAAAAACCGAGCCGAACCUGGGCGAUCCAUGAGCGCAAGCAGUGGUCUAGGAAUGCGGUCCUCCUCUCAGAACGGCAGCGCUCUGAGGAGAGAGCUUUCGGGCAGCAGCUACAGCUCUAAACGCCAGACCAUGACGUCACCCUCCGAGAGCUCGCUGUCAUCAGGAGGGGGGAUGGACGUGGGCGAAGCGCCACUCUCUCAGUUUGAUAGAGAGUGGCAGGCGGUAUCGCCCUCGGAGAAGACCCCUGAUCUGAAAAGGGCUUUAAGGACCCUGCUUAGUAAAAUGAAGGACUCUGAUUCGCCCCGGCACUCCACUGCCUCCAACAGCUCCACCUUCAGCAGCCCGCCGAGCCCCGCCUCCCCGCACAAGACAAAGUCCCUCUCACUGGAGAGCACAGACCGUACGGCGUGGGACACAUGAUGGACUCAACAAUGAACCAAUCACAACAAACUCUGAGUCUGCCCCUCCCAGGCACUACAGGCCACUCCCACUUAAUUUGCAUAAGGGAACAUACAAAGGAGAACCCACACCAACACCAGAGUUUGUAUGUUUGAGUGACCAGGACACGCAGAAGCUGAUUGGAGGAAAAAGUGGAAGUUAAUUCUGGAUUUGAAUGUAACUGGUGUUUGUACAUAGAGCGGGUUAGGGGUGAACUUUUUAUUUAUUUAGCAUUCAGCCAUUUCAAGGUGGAAAAUACUGUCACAUCCCUCACUCUGUUCUUCAGCUGUGGACCGUACGGGAAUGAUGAUUGCAUUAUAGAAUCCCACAAAAAAAUGCAAUGAUGUAUAUUUUUUAUUUGCUUUUAAAAGUGAUGUGUGCAGUGAUUCGUUUGUUACUUCAGCUAAAUGGAUGAGAGACCGCAGAUAUCAGGCGACCUCAUCUAUCGCUUCCUGUCCUAGAUUUGUCGGAAUUUCUAGAGGCUUUCUGACACGACGUCUCCACGUAAUCCGAACCUUCCGUGAGCCAACAUGACCUGUGAAAACGCUUCACAGUAAUGUACAUAGGUUAAAAGUAUAGUAUAAUAUAUAAUAAGGAAAUAUUGAAGAGAUAAACUAUGUGGGGAAAAAAAUCUCAUUGCUUUUAUUUAAAAAAAAUUAUUUUAAUAUACUCGCGCCAAGACCAUUUAAAAAGCUUUAGUUGCGUCAUUUAUUUUAUUUUUGGUUUAUGAGACGGUACUACUGCCUUGUGUAUUUUAAUUCUUUGUCAUCAGCUUGUUUUUAAAUAACAGGAAUUUUAAGAUUUUUGUGAGACACAGGGCAAGCUGUUUUACUACAAGCGUGCUUAAACUGUAAAAUCUGCAUCAUGUUUGGUCUCCGCAUUGACCGAAACUGUACAAAUAUCAGCAAGGUUGCAUACAAAUAUCAUAUUUCUGCAAUCUAGAAACUGUUAAGUCCAAAUUGUGGAACUGGUCCAACAUGUAAUCUUGAGAUUUGCAGACAGACAAAAGACAUUUCGUUUUGUUCCUGGUUUCAUCUAAUGUUACACUAUGGGAAAUACUUUGCUUCUCCCACAUAGUUUGGCUCUUUCUUCCUUGGAAAAAUGUAUUUUCAGAAAACUUUUUCAUGGAUAAUUCAGUAAUUUUAUCCCGUUAGGUGUUACAACAUUCACCACUGCUAUUAAAUGUAAGGUUAAACUUUACCAUUAAAAUAUAUUACAAGAAUCUGCUCCCACAAUGCCAGGAUGUAUUUGUCAUUAUGUAGUUGUCAGAUUGCGUUUCUUGUGGUUCCAAGAGCAUUUAUUCCAUGAAAUGUUUAAAACUUCGUCUAAUAAGCGACACAGUCUUCACUUUGUUCCUUAUUCAGUUUGCAGUUGCACAAGAAAGAGAGUCUUCCGUCUCAUGCAGGCUUCACGACUUGAUUUCUGCACCAGAUUCAGUUCCUUCCAUGAAGUGGGAAACUCGGUUAAUUUGAUUAAUUUGUAAAAAGGGUUACAAUCAAAUUAAAUCAUUCCAUCUGUAGUAAGCAACAGCAAUGGAAAAAAAACAUUUGGGUGGAAACCUACUAGAGACUUCCAGUCAAAUGAAAAUGUCUUUGCAUUUCAGCGACCUCUUAGACAUUACAUUUAUCUGUGCUCAUUCUCAUCUCACUUCAUUCUUUUUUCAGGAUAAUGCUUUGUAAUCAUUUGUACAGUUUCGCAUGUCAUAAUUGAUCAUUCCAUAUGUUUCAUGCUUGUAUUUUGUUUCUCACUCACUUGACAAAGGUGGAUAUCACUUCAAACGAGGAUGAAUCGUUUUGCACAGAUGUAAGGUCAAUCAAAGACUGGAUAAACUGGCCACUAUGCAUAUAUGGAGACGUUACUAUAUUAACCUGA